Molecule: messenger RNA, 467 nt
Organism: Drosophila obscura
Lineage: Eukaryota; Metazoa; Arthropoda; Insecta; Diptera; Drosophilidae
Product: 60S ribosomal protein L30-like
Exons: 2
Coding region: 125-439 (104 amino acids)
Cellular component (GO): cytosolic large ribosomal subunit
Molecular function (GO): structural constituent of ribosome; RNA binding
Source: RefSeq, a predicted model, not a curated record
CACUUGUCAAGAACUGGCAACUCUCAGUAUUUUUCUGAACGACUAAAGUGAAACUUAAAUUUUGUGCUGCGUUCUACAAUUAAUAUUUUACUUUCGCGUGGAAAACAAAGAAGUGUCGACCAGAAUGAAUUACUUGUCUGCCUGUCUGGAGGUGGCUUUGGAGGAUGGCAAGUACAUCGUGGGCUACAAGCAGUCGCUGAAGGCAUUGCGCGGGGGCAAGGCCAAGCUGGUGAUCCUGGCCAGCAACAUACCCAACGAUAUGAAGUCGCAGGUCGAGAAAUACGCCACUGAGACACAGACCCAGCUGAUGUGCUUCAGUGGCACCAAUUUUGAUCUGGGCAAUGCCAUUGGCAAGUACUUCAAUGUGGGCACAAUGGUCAUUACCGAUGCGAAGGUCUCGCAGGACGUUCUCCGCCUCUUGGCGGACACCAACGAAUAAUAUCAAAUAAAAAUGUAUUCAAUGUAAU